Syngnathus typhle (broad-nosed pipefish) is the source of this 1383-nucleotide messenger RNA. Its product is annotated as dual specificity protein phosphatase 26-like. The record is from RefSeq and is a predicted model, not a curated record. Bases 218 to 805 code for a protein of 195 amino acids. Gene Ontology annotation, cellular component: cytoplasm. Gene Ontology annotation, biological process: protein dephosphorylation; negative regulation of MAPK cascade. Lineage: Eukaryota; Metazoa; Chordata; Actinopteri; Syngnathiformes; Syngnathidae. The transcript has 3 exons. Gene Ontology annotation, molecular function: protein tyrosine/serine/threonine phosphatase activity; MAP kinase phosphatase activity.
AUGCAAAAGCACAACAGUAGAACCGCAAACGUUGGGACCAGGAAUGAAUACAAGGGGGCAAUAGUCUCACAACGCCUUGGACAUCCCGACGAUAGUGUUGUGCUACUCUAUCAAAGUUCGGCUGAUUGCACACUUACAUCGAUAUAACCCUCAGGGAAUUGUCCAAAACUUUUUUUGUUGCCUCAGAGGAGUGCUUAAAUCCAGCACUGGAAAAGAGAUGCCUUUCACAUCCAAACUUCCUUCAUCCUGGAAUGACAGACUUCCUCCCAGAAAGGUGGAAAUUGACCUAAGCUCCCCUGGUUUAGCUGUGUGUGAGUUGGAAAGACUCUUGUUUACUGGCAAAGCCAUCAUCAGCCAUGCAGACGAAGUAUGGCCAAGGCUCUACAUUGGUGAUCAACACAGUGCCGAGAACAAGAAUGAUUUAUUCAAGCAUGGAAUCACUCAUAUCCUUAAUGCAGCUCACAGUAAACGUCGAGGGUGUCCCAACAUCUACCAGGGAAUGAAGAUAAGUUAUAUGGGAGUAGAGGCAAAUGACUCAUGUACCUAUGACAUGAGUGUCAACUUCCAGGCAGCUGCGGAUUUUAUUCACAUGGCUCUUAGCAGGGGAGGUCACGUUCUGGUGCAUUGCCAGGUAGGAGUGAGCCGUUCUGCCACCUUAGUCCUGGCGUACUUGAUGCUGAAGCAGAGACUCGCCCUGGUGGAGGCUAUAUGUGCCGUCAAAGAGAACAGGGGGGUCAUUCCUAACCGAGGUUUCCUCCGACAACUUAUCCGUCUGGAUAGGCAACUUUUUGGCACACAUAAGUGAAGGUGUGCAGCUGGGAAUUUUGGUCUUAUAGAGGAAGAAAAGAGCACCAUUAACAUCACUUUAAGGCGCAUAACUUCAAUGAUGCAAAUUGUAAAAACAUUGUUUGUGGCCACUGACACUGCAAAAUGCAGAUUUCACUUAUAAAUGAGGGAUUACUGUUUAUAUAUUUUACAAUGCAAUGCCUUCCAGAUUUCUUUUUGCCAUUUUAAGAAGCUUAGUGUGAAAAGUACCAUUUUGGGAUGGAUACAUGUGAAUUUCAGAUCUUUAUUCUCUAAAUGUAAUUCCACCCCCCUCUAUUAUUGCAUACGUAUAUAUUUAGAGGAAGAACUAUAUGCACUUACUAGAUUUGCAGGUUUUUGUAUACACUGCUUCAGUCUUUAUCUACACUGUGCAAACUGUGUUGUCACAGUCGAGCAGCAAACAUUACUGGAACCCCCGAGAGUCGUAGAGGCUAAGCACAUAGAAGAGGACACUAAUCCAAAGUUCAGUCGAUUGGCCUCAUUGGUGGGAUGAAAGUCGAGAUCACAUUUUGGUGAUGUAAUUUAUUAUUGAAUCGAAAUAAAAGUCAUGCAAAUAAA